AUGAGUGGCUAUCGGAGUCUUCAUCGAGAAACACUCGGGAAAUACCCAAUCUGGAGUUUGGCAGCAAGUGCUACAUUGAAAAAGAAAUCAUCGGCAACUAAUGCAUCCAAUGAUUGGCGCAUCUUUGCAGCCUGUGGUGAUGGCAUCGUCCGAGGCUAUUUGGUGGGAGAAAAAUCCUUGGAGGAAAAAGGCGAUACACUAGAUGCCUCUGCUUGCACGUUAACUGUAACCACUCUAUUUUUGGGUAAGGAACAAACAGUUCCACCAGAAAGCGAGGAGGAGCCAAUGGUCUUAGGAUGCACCCAAGUCGAAGUGGCUCGCAACUAUGUGGGAGACGACGAUUCGGCGGGAGACUUGCUAGUGGCGUCCAUGGAUUUGGCAGGCCGCGUUAGAAUAUGGCAGAUAUCAGAAGAUGCGGAUGGAGAAUCAUCAUCUAGCAGCAGUAAUGAAAAAACAACACUAAAAGCAUUGCAAGAAUUUGAUGUCGAACAAGCCACUGGAACCUGCAUGCGGAUUGUUGCACCCAAAAUUGCCGGUGUGGGCGACGUCUGUGUGGCAGUGGCGAGACUGGAUGGAACAGUGGCUUGUAUUGCUACAGGUCUAGUGACACCCAAGGCCACCAAGGAUCCAAAGCCUGCUGGAAGCAUUCUGGAAACAUGGGGCAAGCCUGGAUCCAUUGCCAUGAGUCUCGCAUGGCAUCCAUCCAAGAAAUUCUUGGCGAUUGGACGACAGGAUGGCCUUGUCGAAUACUUGGAAGAUAAACCUCAUCGAUUGAUAAUGCAUCAUACACCAGUCCGAGCAUUAUCCUUUACUCCCGAUAGUUAUUUGUUGGUGACUGGAAGUGACGAAGGUAUGAUCGCCAUUUGGGAUACCUCCCGACCCAACCCUGCCUUGGUUCAUCACGUGAUGGAUGCGCAUAAUGGAAGUUGGAUUUUAAGUUUGGCAGUCAUGUUGGAUUCUAGACGGUUUGUCACGGGGUCGGUGGAUUCCACACUAAAUGUGUGGAAUGUGGGUCAAAUUGAUCGGGCCAUGCAUACCUUUUCGUCGGAUGGGGCGGUAUGGUCUUCCAGUGUUCUACAAGAUCCUCCACGACUAGUGGCGGGCAACAACAAGGGUGGCCUACAAAUAUAUUCGCUAGAACCAUAA
This is a messenger RNA of Cylindrotheca closterium, 1146 nucleotides long. NCBI's taxonomy places the organism in Eukaryota, Bacillariophyta, Bacillariophyceae, Bacillariales, Bacillariaceae. The record is from the annotation of a GenBank genome assembly.